GUCCGCCCUCCUGCCUUGCCCUCCCCUUGCCCACCAGCCAGACCAAGCACCGCCCGCGUUUGCCCUGGAGGAAAAAAAAGCCCGAGGGCCCCAGAGUCGAGAAGUGGAUGCUGCGCUGCUCGCGCGCGAGUGCUAUUACCGGUGCUGCUGUUGCGGGAACCCGGAUCGUCGUGCGAAAAGUGAGGUCAGGACUGCCCGCAUUAAAACUACGCUGGCCCGCCACACCCCCUCAGGGUACAACACCCUCUCCCACCCAUCCUCGAAUGGUCUGGUAGAUGGCUGCCGUCUCACAACCACCAUCACCACCACCAUCUCCUCCUCCUUCCUCACAGGCACCACCGCUUCCUGUCCACCACAACAGCCACAACAACAGCAUCGUCGACCCUCUCUGUGACGACAACAACCACGACGGCCACAGCGACAACCAAGACCCUACUACUCAAGUCGACGGCAGCUCCGAGACCCGUUCCCCCUCGCCGUCCUCGCCCGUGCCACAGCCUCGCAGCACAUCGCUGCACCACCACCACCACUCUUCUGCCUCGCUCUCCAGCAUUCGCCUUGUGCCUGCCCCGACGCAGCGUUCCCACCCUGACGCCGUGCCCACCAAAGGCAAGCCGUCCUCCACCUGGACCAAUUCCCGGCGCCCGGCUUCCCAGAAACCCUCAGGCAUCCGCGCCAUUGCUGCCGCUGCCUUUGACAAGACCAUUGCAAACAUCUCUGAGCCAGGCCUGGGUAGACGAUCGUCUUCAACGACCCUGCGGCGUCUGUCUCUAGUUCCAGAGCCCUCCGUCUCGCCCGCCAGCGAGCAGGACAAGGAGAGAAGCAGGAGCCGGAAUUCCACUCGACUGCCAGGUCCCUAUCCUCUGAGCAGACGGUCGAGUCUGGUGUCGCCCAAAGACCCCAUCUCUACCCCGUAUUUAGAGACUGAUCCCAGCCGCCCACCUCCGAUCAUUAUCUCGCCCGAAAACAAGAUGCAUCAAACAUCUUCGCGUCUCCUCCGUAUGACGGACGAUGAGCGUCCGUUCACAAAGGACUUCAAGGACCUCUACUCUACGCUCAUCGUCAGCUUGCUUCCAUUGUCCUCCCACAGAGUUCGCCUGACAAGAGUGGAACACACGUUCCUCUCCGAAGAUGCCAUUAACAACCUCGGCUCACUCAAAUUCUCUCAAUCAAACCGCAUGCCUGAUCCCAAAGAUCCCUCACGCAUCGUCACCACUACGACAACGACAACAUUCUCAAUGGCCAAGGAUAUGGCCCGCUCAAUAUGCCAAAGAUUUCUUGACGCCAGGUUCAUUGAGUCUGCGGAUGGAAAGCUGCAGCAGACGUACACAAUGAAGGGAUCUGUAUGGCAAUUAACCUCAAAGGGCGUCGCCGUCCUGGAUCGUUUCUGUUCUCGCAACGGUAUUCAGCAAAGGCAAAUUGGCGACCUGAUUGCCACUGGAGUCAGCCAGCUGUGCAUACUAGAGAGAGAUCCUACUUCUGACAAGUUGGUCAUGGACAGAGGCACCAUGGAAGUCGUCUUUCGGAGAAUGAUUGGUGCCAACGGGCUCAAUAUCAAGUCCAGUACGAGUUCGGCUGAUUCGGAAUCCCUAAGUGAUUACAGGGAUGGAUUGACUGGGGUCAAGAUGGCCAGCGAGCGCAAGAUUGCUGGCAAGACCUUCAAGGAUACCUUUACGGGCAAGGCGUGCUCGGAUUGGCUGAUGGACUGCUGCACGACAGUGGACCGCCGGGAGACUCUGGAAAUGGCCUCUCUAUUUGUGGAGUACGAUCUGAUGGAGUCGGUGCAGCAGGAUAGAGGUUAUAUGGCCACCUCACCGUCUGGCGCACUGUUCCAGCCCACCAAGAACGCGAUCUACCAGAUGACAACCAGAGGCCGUGAGGUCAUUAAUGGAUCGGGCGGCCGGGGUCGCACAUCGGAGAGCGAUGGUAUCCCCGCGACAACUACUCGUCCUGGCGUCGCCCGUGAUUCCAACACGCAGCGCCUCGACAAAAUUCUCAACGACGCUGCUCUUCGUCUGCUUUUCCGCGAGAACCUCCGUGAGACACAUUGCGAAGAGAACCUGUCCUUCUACCUCGACGUUGAUGAGUUCGUUCGCUCUUGCAAGGCUGCCAUCCGUGUCGCUCAGAAGAACCCGAACGCGACUUCAAUGGACGGCAUCAAGGAGAUCAUGGCGCAGGCCUACGGCAUCUACAAUGCCUUCCUGGCUCCCGGCUCGCCAUGCGAGCUCAAUAUUGACCAUCAGCUUCGCAAUAACCUUGCUACUCGUAUGACCAAGGCCGUAGGCCAGGAUGUGGCUAUGAUCGACACACUACAUGAGGUUACCGCCUUGUUCGAAGACGCGCAAAACGCCGUCUUCAAGCUCAUGGCUAGCGACUCCGUCCCGAAGUUCUUGCGGAACGCUAAGUAUGAGAGCACGCUGAAGAACUACGACUUUGACGCUGUCGUCCUCGGCAACGGCCGUGUACCAGAGCGGAGCCAGAGCAGAUCGAACCGAAAGUGACCGUCAUGUGUACCUGUUGAGUAACAGCAUAGCUGCGACCACCAAAGCCCCUCCGCAUAUGGACAUGGCGCUUGUGUAUUCAGCACUUCAGAUUUGGAUUUCCGGCAGAACUCUAUGUCCUCCAGCAUCGCGUUCGUUGGACUGCUUAGUUGCAUUGCGGCAUCUUCUUUCCCCACCGCACCAUUUUUGUUCAAUACUCCGCUUGUCACGACGAACGGUUUUUUAUGUAUAAAGACGCUUUGCAUUGGUCACUGCGGAGUCCCAUUCACGGGUGGCUAUUUGGGUCCUUGCACUUCCGCGAGGCUCAUUUGCUUUUUCAGGGUGACGGCGUUUUAGGAUACAUCAGCAUAGAAGAAGAGACCGAGAUGGAGAACCUCCAGCAUUCAAAAACAUGAUACAAAAUAAUUUCGAA
Molecule: messenger RNA, 2913 nt
Organism: Microdochium trichocladiopsis
Lineage: Eukaryota; Fungi; Ascomycota; Sordariomycetes; Xylariales; Microdochiaceae
Product: regulator of G protein signaling domain-containing protein
Exons: 3
Coding region: 276-2501 (741 amino acids)
Biological process (GO): intracellular signal transduction
Source: RefSeq, a predicted model, not a curated record